AACCUGGCCGCACCCUCCAGAAAGAAACCUUGAAAGUUAACAAAACCCGCCGGAGUCUCACUGUCCCAUCCAAGUGAAUCAUUUUUCAAUUGUUAAGAAAGGCGAACUAUCUCUCUCGGCGAGCUCAGAUCCCUGAUCUAGGGCACUUUUUACAUCUCCCUCGUUUUCAUCGCUUAACUUGAUAUGUCGAUCUCCGCUCAAAAUCCUGAUAUUUCCGGCGAAAGGCAAUCCGGCCAAGAUGUCCGUACUCAGAACGUGAUGGCUUGUCAAGCUGUUUCAAACAUUGUUAAAACCUCUCUUGGUCCCGUCGGACUCGACAAGAUGUUGGUGGACGAUAUUGGUGAUGUGACCAUUACCAAUGACGGUGCUACCAUUCUUAGGAUGUUGGAGGUCGAACACCCUGCUGCUAAGGUUCUUGUUGAGUUAGCUGAACUCCAGGAUAGAGAAGUUGGCGAUGGGACUACAUCUGUUGUCAUUGUUGCUGCUGAGUUGCUCAAGAGGGCAAAUGAUUUGGUUAGGAACAAAAUACAUCCUACAUCAAUUAUCAGUGGAUACAGGCUAGCGAUGAGAGAAGCUUGCAAAUACAUUGAGGAGAAAUUGGUGACUAAGGUCGAAAAGCUUGGGAAAGCUCCAUUGAUUAACUGUGCUAAAACCAGCAUGUCCUCCAAACUGAUCUCUGGUGACAGCGAUUUCUUUGCCAAUUUGGUUGUGGAUGCAGUUCUGUCUGUUAAGAUGACAAAUCAGCGAGGGGAGAUAAAAUACCCUAUCAAGGGUAUUAAUAUUCUGAAAGCUCAUGGACAAAGUGCAAAAGACAGCUAUUUGUUGAAUGGAUAUGCACUCAAUACUGGCCGUGCUGCCCAAGGGAUGCCAUUGCGAGUUUCUCCAGCGAAGAUUGCUUGCCUCGACUUCAAUCUCCAGAAGACGAAAAUGCAGCUCGGUGUCCAAGUUGUUGUUAACGAUCCACGAGAACUUGAAAAAAUCCGUCAAAGAGAAGCUGACAUGACCAAAGAGCGGAUAGAGAAACUUCUUAAAGCGGGAGCCAAUGUUAUUCUGACCACCAAGGGAAUUGACGACAUGGCACUUAAAUACUUUGUAGAGGCAGGAGCUAUUGCUGUUAGGCGUGUCCGCAAAGAAGACAUGCGCCAUGUUGCCAAGGCAACAGGAGCAACCCUGGUCACCACUUUUGCUGACAUGGAGGGGGAAGAAACAUUUGAUCCGGCACACCUUGGAUCUGCAGACGAAGUUGUGGAGGAGAGAAUCGCUGAUGAUGAUGUUGUGUUGAUAAAGGGAACCAAAACGAGCAGUGCGGUCUCCUUGAUCUUGAGAGGUGCCAAUGACUACAUGCUUGAUGAGAUGGAGAGAGCGCUUCACGAUUCUUUAUGUAUUGUCAAGAGGACCCUCGAAUCCAACACGGUGGUUGCGGGUGGAGGCGCAGUUGAAUCAGCAUUGUCUGUGUAUCUGGAGCACCUUGCUACAACCUUGGGCUCUCGUGAACAAUUGGCUAUUGCCGAAUUUGCCGAUGCGCUAUUGAUUAUACCAAAGGUGCUUGCAGUAAACGCUGCUAAGGAUGCAACCGAGUUGGUAGCUAAACUAAGAGCAUACCACCACACCGCACAAACCAAGGCUGAUAAGAAGCACUAUUCAAGCAUGGGACUUGACCUUGUUAACGGAACCAUUCGUAACAAUUUGGAAGCUGGAGUGAUCGAACCAGCGAUGAGCAAAGUCAAAAUUAUCCAGUUUGCAACAGAGGCAGCCAUUACCAUUCUGCGAAUUGAUGACAUGAUCAAACUGGUGAAGGAAGAUGGCCAAGGCGAUGAGUAACCAAACUUCAAGCUUCUCUUUGUUCGUCAUAUCUUUAGUGUGCGUUUCUCUGUCAGCUUCUUUUUCGAGCUGUAACAACGACAUAUCCUCUGAAACAUCAGUUUAUGUUUUUUCUUUUUUUUUACUUCAAUGUCUUUUCGGAUUUAUCGUUUUCUGAACAAUAUUUUAAUUCGUUGUUUUUCGAUACUAGUGUUAAAAUUUUCCAUUAAAUAGUUAGUGUCA
Molecule: messenger RNA, 2043 nt
Organism: Brassica rapa (field mustard)
Lineage: Eukaryota; Viridiplantae; Streptophyta; Magnoliopsida; Brassicales; Brassicaceae
Product: T-complex protein 1 subunit alpha
Biological process (GO): protein folding
Molecular function (GO): ATP binding; ATP hydrolysis activity; ATP-dependent protein folding chaperone
Source: RefSeq, a predicted model, not a curated record